This is a messenger RNA of Arabis nemorensis, 537 nucleotides long. The record is from the annotation of a GenBank genome assembly. NCBI's taxonomy places the organism in Eukaryota, Viridiplantae, Streptophyta, Magnoliopsida, Brassicales, Brassicaceae.
AUGAGGAAGUUUGGUCUUGCUGGAGAUAACAUUCUAGACGCAAAGAUCAUUGAUGCUAAUGGCAAAUUACUUGACAGAGCCGCAAUGGGCGAGGAUCUAUUUUGGGCGAUUAGAGGAGGCAGUGGAGCGAGGUUUGGAGUCAUUCUAUCAUGGAAGAUCAAGCUUGUUCCUGUUCCUGAAACCCUAACCGUUUUCAACGUUAUCAAAAAGUUAGAACAAGACGCGGGGAACAAGAUUUUUUCGAAGUGGCAACGAAUCGCAGACAAGCUAGUUGAAGAGCUAUUCAUUCGAGUCCUGUUCAGAGUCUCUGGAAACAAUGGAAACAAGACUGUGACAAUGUCGUACAGAGGCCAGUUUCUUGGCGACAAAGGCACCUUGAUGAAAAUUAUGAAGAAAGGUUUUCCGGAGUUAGGGUUAACUCUAGAGAACUGUAUCGAAAUGAGCUGGAUCGAAUCCAUUGUUUACAGAGCUCGAUUCUCGAUAUUAACACGUCCUCCUAUUGAGAUUUUGGUUCAAAGCAAAGUCGGAUUUUGUUAA